ACACUGUGGAUUCCGUAUGAAAAUCAACCAUGUGCUCUUCCGUGAUGCUUUGAUAUGAAUAUGAAAGUGUCCACCAGCAAUUGUUUUGAUAAGAUUUGACAGAAAUUUGACGGAUGUCUGUGAUUAUAAGUAACCAUUUGUCGGACAGCAUGGCGCAGGGCCGACCUAUCAAAUGUGUGGUCGUGGGCGAUGGUACUGUUGGUAAAACAUGCAUGCUCAUUUCCUAUACAACGGACAGCUUCCCUGGGGAAUAUGUACCUACUGUGUUUGAUAACUACACAGCUAAUAUGAUGGUGGAUGGCGUUCCAGUCAGUCUUGGGCUGUGGGAUACUGCUGGUCAAGAAGAUUAUGAUAGACUUCGGCCACUUUCCUACCCACAGACGGACGUCUUCUUGAUCUGCUUUAGUGUUGUGAGUCCUUCCUCUUAUGAAAAUGUGACGACGAAGUGGAAUCCGGAGGUUAAGCAUCACUGUCCUGAUGCUCCUGUACUUUUAGUCGGUACAAAAAUAGAUCUUCGUGAAAACAAGGACGCCAUUGGACAGCUGGCAUCUCAGGGUUUACAACCUGUGAAACGGGAACAUGGCAUCAAACUGGCCAAUAAAAUCCACGCUGUCAAGUAUAUGGAAUGCUCAGCUCUAACGCAACGUGGAUUAAAGCAGGUCUUUGAUGAAGCGUGCCGAGCAGUCCUACAACCUCAACCAAUUAGAACGAAAAAUCACAAGUGUGUCCUCCUCUGAUUGGUUUAAACUCUAGCCAUGUGACCUAGUGUGGCCAUUUUAAUACUUAUUACCAGCUGAAUCUGUUCUGUUUCCUGAAUGGCUAUUCAUAUCUCUUGUCAUAAUAACUUGGAUCUGUUCUGUAAGUGAAUGGCCACUCAGCUUAUAUUCAUGGUGAUGACAGCAUUUUCUGUGGAUCGCUUCAUGGACUGGAUGGACAAGAAUUUACUGAGGCAGAUCAUCCAAUAUUUCUCCUGUUUCAUUGAAUAUAUGGUAUAAGUGAAGAGAGUAAAGGCGAGGAUAUUUUCCUGAUAUCUGAGGAGAGAAAAUGUCAAACCUGAUGAUUAUUUUUAAUAAAAAUUUGUUUAUUGUUUAUGAACUGAUUGAACUUAAAAAAAAUUUGAAUGAAUUUCCAAAAAAUGUUUGUAAGAAAACAGAGGUUUAAAAGUUUUUGAUAAUUUUUUUUUAUAUCAGUUUAGAGUUGAAAUUAAAAUUUUCUUUAG
This is a messenger RNA of Ylistrum balloti, 1219 nucleotides long. RefSeq names its product ras-related C3 botulinum toxin substrate 1-like. The transcript has 6 exons. The record is from RefSeq and is a predicted model, not a curated record. Gene Ontology annotation, biological process: small GTPase-mediated signal transduction. Gene Ontology annotation, molecular function: GTPase activity; GTP binding. The coding region runs from base 114 to 737 and encodes 207 amino acids. Lineage: Eukaryota; Metazoa; Mollusca; Bivalvia; Pectinida; Pectinidae.